CACAAACACACUUUGCUCGCUGUGCAGCAAAACAUUCGCUAUCCCCAAUUCUUGCCUGCUUUUCCAACUAGUACCUUCGUUUCAACUGACACAUCACUUACUACAUCCUACGUACCAUGCAUCAACGCUCGUUCAAGUCGACAGCCAAAUGCGGCGCCACCAGCACCAAGACAGCCCUCUUGGGACUGUUGAUGGCUGCGCCGGGGGUCUGGGUGCAGGCUGCUCCUGGCGUUAGUCUUGAUGCCGUAGUGGCCAACAAGCUCGAGACCAAGAGCCUCGAUAGUUCUUCCAUCAUUGCCAGCAAGCCAAAAGGUGACGACGGAGAUGACCCCUGGUUGAUGCCAGCCAACAAGUUCUACGACAACUACCUGGACAACUACUGGGCGAACCGGAACCAGUCUUCUGUGCAUGGGCGGUCGUCGCUAGCGGGCAUGGCGCACAGGAAGCGGACUGUGCCGAAGUAUGAUUCUGCCCUCUACUGCGGCGUCUUCGCCACCGGCUACAAAGAGGACAUCUCCGCUCUCCUCUGGGACUUCCACACCAAACAAAACAUCAUCCACUACAUCGUCGGCUGGCGCGAGUGCCGGCGCGUCGCAUGCAAGAACACCAGUGGUAUCUACAUCUGCAACGACACGACCCAAACCGUGCGCGUCACGGGCGAGCGUAUCUACACACUUGGCAAGAUUCCCUCUGACAAUUGCUGCCACCAAGGUCCGCCGGAAAACCCGACCAAGAAAGUCGGACAUGGGAUGAGCGGGCAAAAGUUCACGGGCACCGGGUUCAAUGUCAUUGUGGCGUAUGCGAAUUGCAAUAAGGGCGAGUGGGACUAUCGGCCGCAGAUGGGCCCGGCGGAUAAUCCGUGGGGACCGAAUCUGGAGUGUUAUACGGAGUUUUACGGGAUGAGUCCGUCGCCGACGAAUGGGGAUGUGGUGACCAAGAGGGGGACGACGGAACUGAAAGAGAGGAAGUGGGAGUUGGUGGAUGAUGGGACGGGGGUGAUGGAUUUGGUGGAGAGGGAGAAUACCUCUACUGUCAGGGAGAAUGAAGUUGGUGGGGAUGCGGAUGUGGUGAAGCUGGAGGGGUGGGAGAUGGCGAAGAGGGAGGAAAAGGCAGAGAAGAGGCUUGAGGCUUGAGGCUUGAUGGGAAGAAUGUAAACCAACAUGUAAUAGGAGGGUGUCUGUUUUUCUCCCCUUUCGCUGUGUAAGAUUGUGAGAGGUCCGUUGCGAGAAGGCGUCUGCACGAUGGUGGCCUUUCUUUCCGGGGAAGCACAGGGAUACAUAUGAGGGUACCGUCGUUUGUACAUGGCCAUUUCCGAUACCACUUGAAUUUCAAUUUCCUUUUUCUUCCA
Messenger RNA from Neurospora crassa OR74A, 1348 nucleotides. RefSeq lists its product as hypothetical. NCBI's taxonomy places the organism in Eukaryota, Fungi, Ascomycota, Sordariomycetes, Sordariales, Sordariaceae. The transcript has 2 exons. Bases 117 to 1133 code for a protein of 338 amino acids. The record is from RefSeq and is a predicted model, not a curated record.